This is a messenger RNA of Stegostoma tigrinum, 2031 nucleotides long. RefSeq names its product sodium/calcium exchanger 1-like. Bases 274 to 2031 code for a protein of 585 amino acids. Gene Ontology annotation, molecular function: calcium:sodium antiporter activity. Gene Ontology annotation, biological process: cell communication; sodium ion transmembrane transport; calcium ion import across plasma membrane. NCBI's taxonomy places the organism in Eukaryota, Metazoa, Chordata, Chondrichthyes, Orectolobiformes, Stegostomatidae. The record is from RefSeq and is a predicted model, not a curated record. The transcript is spliced from 2 exons. Gene Ontology annotation, cellular component: postsynapse; sarcolemma; axon.
AGGAGAAGGAGGGAGGGAGAGAGACACACACAGGAGGGAUGUGUUCUGAAGACCUCCCGUCCUCACCCUGAGAUGUGUUAAACGUGUGCCCAUUUCUCUCUCUCUCUCUCUCUGUCUCUGUGUGUUUUCAGAUGCUGCCAGGAGCUGCCAGGUGCCAGGAUCGUGUUUUCUGUCAGACUGAGCUGUCCAGCUUUCGAGAGACUGGGAGGCAGGUUCUGUGCCGAGCUGGUGCAUUGGAGCGGAUCCACCUGACGUUGGACUGAAGGAGGGAACAUGGUGGCGAUGCCCCUGCUCUCCCAGCUGUUUCCGGUGGUCGGGCUCCUCCUGGUCGCUGCCCCAGCCCGUUCCGACACCAGACUGGCUCCCAGCACCACACCGCCCACCAACGCCAGCUGCCUGGGGAUCUAUAACUGUGAGGCGGGGGUCAUCCUGCCCGUGUGGCACCCCCAGGACCCCUCGGUGGGGGACAAGGUGGCCCGCUCCAUCGUCUACUUUGCUGCAUUGGUCUACAUGUUCCUGGGCAUGUCUAUCAUCGCCGACCGCUUCAUGGCCUCCGUUGAGGUCAUCACCUCGCAAGAGCGGGAGAUCACCAUCAAGAAACCCAACGGUGAGACCACCGUGACCACUGUCCGCAUCUGGAACGAGACGGUGUCCAACCUGACCCUGAUGGCUCUGGGCUCCUCUGCUCCUGAGAUCCUGCUCUCUGUCAUCGAGGUUUGCGGCCACAACUUCGAGGCCGGCGUGCUGGGCCCUGCCACCAUCGUGGGGAGCGCGGCCUUCAACAUGUUCGUCAUCAUCGCCACCUGCAUUUAUGUGGUGCCUGACGGCGAGAGCCGCAAGGUCAAGCACCUGCGAGUCUUCUUCGUCACCGCCACCUGGAGCAUCUUCGCCUACAUCUGGCUGUACCUCAUCCUGGCCGUCAUCAGCCCCGGGGUGGUGGAUGUCUGGGAGGGCCUGGUCACCUUCCUGUUCUUCCCGGUGUGCGUGCUGGUGGCCUGGAUCGCCGACCGGCGUCUGUUGGUCUACAAGUACGUGUACAAGAAGUACCGGGCUGACAAGAGUCGUGGCAUUAUCGUUGAGACAGUGGGGGAGAGGCCCCCCGACAAGAUGGAGCUGGAGCUGGACGGGGUCUGCAGAGGCUCCCAGGACGGGGUGGACACCGAGGCCGGAGAGCAGGAGCAGGAGGAGGCCAGCAGGAGAGUCAUGGCCCGGGUCCUGAAGGAACUGAAGCAGCGGCACCCAGACAAAGACACCGAGCAGCUCAUUGAGAUGGCCAACUACCACACCCUGAGCCAACAGCAGAAGAGCCGGGCCUUCUACCGCAUCCAGGCCACCCGCAGGAUGACCGGGGCCGGCAACAUCCUGAAGAGGCACGCGGCCGAGCAGGCCCGGAGGGCGCUGAGCACCCAGGACCUCCGCUGUGACGGGUGCCUGUCCCAAGGGACCGUGCGCUUCGAGCACGCCCAGUACCAGUGCUUUGAGAACUGCGGCUCACUCCAUCUGGCCGUCACCCGGGAGGGCGGUGACUCCAACUGCUCCCUGGCAGUGGACUUCCGCACCGAGGACGGCACCGCCAACGCCGGCUCUGAUUACCAAUUUGCCGAGGGCACCCUGGUAUUCAAGCCCGGCGAGGUGCGGCGCGAGCUCUCUGUUGGCAUCAUCGACGACGACGUCUUCGAGGAGGAUGAGUACUUCCGGGUGCGGAUCUGUAACCUCCGUGUCAACCACUUGGGGGACUGGAGCGCGCCCGGACGCGACGCUGACAGCCCGCCGGCCUACGUCCUGGGCUCUCCCAGCGUCGCCACCGUCACCAUCUUUGACGAUGACCACGCCGGGGUGUUCUCCUUUAGCCAUGAGACGCAGCGGGUCAGCGAGAGCGUGGGGGUCAUGCACGUCAAGGUGCAGAGGACCUCCGGUGCCCGGGGCACCGUCCAGCUCCCCUUCAAGAUGUCUGAGGGCACGGCUAGACCCGGUGAGGACUUUGUGCAGUACAGCGGGCAUCUGGUCUUUCAGAACGACGAGACCGUGUAA